This is a messenger RNA of Lolium rigidum, 3511 nucleotides long. RefSeq names its product disease resistance protein RGA4-like. Gene Ontology annotation, molecular function: ADP binding. NCBI's taxonomy places the organism in Eukaryota, Viridiplantae, Streptophyta, Magnoliopsida, Poales, Poaceae. Gene Ontology annotation, biological process: defense response to other organism. The record is from RefSeq and is a predicted model, not a curated record. Bases 55 to 3462 code for a protein of 1135 amino acids. The transcript is spliced from 3 exons.
UGCAAGUCUUCUCCACAUUAGGCUGUAAGAGGGAGAGGCGCGGAGUGGGCAGAAAUGGAGGUCAUGCGCACCAUCGGGAGUGUAAUGGGGUCUAUCAAGAUGCUGGUGGACCUCAUAGGGAAAAACAGAGAGCUUGCCGGGGAGGUAGCCGUUGACCUCAAGUCCAUGAACAAGGAUUUCGAGUUGAUACGGACGGUACGCUUACAGAGGAAGCAGAUCCAGCUGCAACUGACAGCGGGAAUGGAAUUGCUGCUGCAGGAGCUGGCUUAUGAUAUCGAUGACUUCAUACAAGGUCUCUGGGUUCCCGGACCAUUUGGCUCUUUCAUCCUCUCAGCGAUUGGGGCAGAUUCUCGUCCUCUACUUAUUAAGCGGAUCACUGAGCUCAAGGAGAGUAUGAAGAAGUUGAAAGAUGAGCUGCCAAACAGCUUUGAAGCGAUACCAGCCGGCCCGUCGUCCUCCCUUGGAUCUGCUAUUCCUUAUGCUCGAGAGAAGGAUCUGGUUGGCAUCGAGGGACCCAAAAAGCAGAUUGUGGAGCUGCUCUCCCCGCGUAUUGAGCCCCAUCUUGGGAGAUUAAGCGUGAUCUCCAUCGCGGGAUGUAGCGGCUCCGGAAAGACUGCCCUCGCAAGGGCACUCUACGAAGACGAUGCUAUCACCAAGGAUUUCAAUUUCAAGUCAUGGGUUGUGGCAUCUGACCUCAGCUCUGUGGACAUUGUAAACAAGAUCCGCCAUGAAGUUGCUCUCACAUCAGCAUCUGGAAGUACCACCGAAGCUUUGCAUCAUUUCCAAAAGGACAAAAGGUACUUGGUCUUUGUUGAUGACGUGCUGCGAGAGACCCCAUUGAAGGACAUAAAAAAUGCAUUCAGUGAAAAUGUUAUGGACAGCAGAAUAAUUGUGACCACAAAAGUUCCUUGUGUCGCCAGGGACUACAGCUUCGGCAGUUAUGAGUACACAAUGCAAGGUCUGGACAAAGAAAAUUCAAGAAAACUUUUCCGGGUAAAGUUCCGGGGAAUGGCUGGCUACACAGAAGAAGAUAAGCAUCGGUUGGGCAACAAUGAUGUAGAUAUCAUCAUUAAUAAAUGUGAUGGUUUACCAAUAGCGCUGAUCAGCACAGCUGAAUGUUUGCGUAGAAAAGGACUAAAUCCAGAAAGCAGAGAUUUUAAACAAGUGAGCCAAGAUCUUGGUAAAACCCUGGCAUAUUGUGAUAUCGCCUUUAAAGAAUUCCAACAGCAGAAUGGAACUGAUACGACAUUUGCAGAAAUGAGAAGGGCACGUGUGGAGCCCUACGAGAACCUCCUUAAUCAUGGUGAAAAGGAGUGCUUACUUUAUGUAAGCAUAUUUCCAUGUGGCCAUCAAAUCAACAGCAAGAACCUGGUCAGGAGAUUAAUAGCUGAAGGAUUGGUUCCAGGAGAUCCUGAUAUAGUGAAAGCUUCAGAAUCAGUUGUCGGAGAUGUCCGUGAGUGUGUCAGGAAAUUGAUGGACCAGCAUAUGGUUGAGCCUGUACCGAUUCGCAACUACUCCAAUGUUGCCAAGAGGUGCCGAGUUCAUAGUAUCAUGCUGGAGUUUACCAUCAAGAAGGCCGUAUCCAGAAACUUCGUGAGUCUGAUUCACAAGGACCAGCCCCUGCGUAGCACAACUGGCUUAGUGCGUCGACUCAGUGUUCAGUCCAGCCAGCUUGUACAAGGCACCAAACGUCCAAAGGGAAUGGAUUUGUCUGUUCUCAGGUCCCUAGCAAUCUUCAAGAGUAGAAUUCUGGAUUUCAAGAAAUGCAAGCUGGUGAGAGUACUGGACCUCGAAGGUUGCCGCGGACUUACACAGAAGGAUCUUGAUAACAUAUGUGUGUUGCUGUUUCUCAAGUAUCUGAGCCUCAGAAAUACUGGCGUCCUAGAGCUUCCCCAAAAUGUGAAGAAGCUCAUGUUCUUAGAGACGCUGGAUGCCCGGGACACCAGGGAUGCUCGAGCCACUCAGGAUAUAGUGGUGAUAAAAUUGCCCGUGGAAGUUAUCAUGCUACCACGGUUUACAUACCUGUUUGGAAAAUUUGAGCUAAUCAAUAUGCACUCGAAUAAUGUGGAGAAGCUCAUAAAGUUUUUUCCCGAAAAGAAAAGUCAACUGCACACUCUUGGUGGAAUAGCUGUCCACGAAGAAAAAGGUCUAGAAAUUAUUCUACUUGCAGUAAAACACGCCACAAAUCUGAAAAAAGUUAAGGUGUGGUAUAGGAACACUCCAAGCAGCACAAACCCAGAACCCAGGUUAUUCAGGCGAGUUAUGCAGAGACUGAAUCCUCCUAGGUUCUUCAGAAAAAGGAAGCUGUCUACGGCACCAGCAGCAAGCCCCACCAGUAAUACACAUGAUCCAGCUCCUACGACAUCUACACUAGUCGUCGGUGGUUCAGCAGUGCUCCCCUCUACAGGGCAAUCAGCAGACUGCAGCAGUAAUGGACAGGAUCCAACUCUGGCGAUCCCUACAUCAUUAGCAAAUGGUACACCAGAACCGGUCACUUGUGUGAGCAGACAAAGUAAUUUUAAGAAUACGAAGAAAAUUUUCAGCAAAAGGAAGCCGUCUGCAGACUCCAACAGUAAUGCACAAGAUCCAGCUCCUACGACUUCUACACCAAUCGACAGUGCUACACCACGGCUUCCCUCUGCAGGGCUAUCAGCAGACUCCAGCAGUAAUACACAUGAUCCAUCUCCUGCGACUUCUACAGCAUUAGCAAGUGAUACACAAGAACUUAUCCAGUGUGUUAGCAGACUGACUGAGAAUCUUAAAGAACAUCCGAUGACUCUUGAGUCACUUUCCAUUGAUUUCAAUGGUGUCUCUAAUACCUUUUUGAAUCUUCUCCAAACUAACAGCACUGUCAGUUCCAUCAAACUACGUCGAGGACAUGGAAGCCUGCCUAGCCCUCUCGAGUUAGGACAGGUAUGUAAUCUCAAGAAAUUGCACCUCUUCUCAACUGGUCUCGAGAGCGCUGAACUGGGAGCCCUGCAGCACUUAAAAUGCCUGCAAUAUCUUAAGCUAGCAGAGGAUGGCCAUGGGUUGUGGGACAGCGUCUUCCACGUGCAAGUUGGUGGAUUCAUAAGCCUUAUUUGGCUGUGCUUCGAGGCCACAAACUCAAAGCCUCCGCCUCUGAAGAUCGAUGAAGGAGUCAGGACCCCUCUUGCCUCUCUUCUACUGCUUUGUAAGGAAAGCGAAGAUCUUCAAACAGAAACUCCGGUUCCAAUAAGUCCUCAAAGGGAAACCAAAGAUCCUCAAACAAAAACUCCAGUCCCAUUAAGUCCUCAAAGGGAAAUCAAAGGAGGACUUCAAGUGGAGGGCAUAUCACAUCUGCCAAAGCUCAACGAGGUGAUACUCCACCCUUCUGCUACCGAUGUAGUAGUGAAGGCAUGGAAAGAAGAAGCAAAGAAACACAUAAACAUGCCGUAUGUGGAGAAGCAGCAGACUGAGAACGACCUGCGAUGGGUAUCUUGAGCUCCUCCGCUGUGGGGUUGUCCUCGAACUCCUGGCCUGACGACCUGCC